AUGCACUUCACACUCAUCACCUCCGCCAUCCUCCUCGCAGCUUCCGCUGUCUCCGCCCUGGUCCCCGUGCCCCGCGCAGAGCUGCCCUCCUCCUCCCUCCCCAGCGACCUGGACAUCGACUCCGACGUGAUUGACGACUACACGUCCCUCCUCGCCUCUAACAUCCUCUCCGCCCUCGCCCUUCACCAGCAGCAGGCUAACGAAGCGUCCAAAGACCCCUCCUCCUUGUCCGCCCGCGACCUUGGUCUAGAUCUCGAGCCUGAGGAUGAGGACGCGUUGCACGAAGCCCUGCUAGAGCUCCUCCUCGAUGACGAUGCCAUCACCGCUCUCGCCGCUCGGAAGACCGUCCCCAAGGCUUGUGGUGGAUGCCCUGCUGCCAUCAAGAAGCACUACUAA
This is a messenger RNA of Parascedosporium putredinis, 396 nucleotides long. Lineage: Eukaryota; Fungi; Ascomycota; Sordariomycetes; Microascales; Microascaceae. The record is from the annotation of a GenBank genome assembly.